This is a messenger RNA of Jatropha curcas, 2075 nucleotides long. RefSeq names its product solanesyl diphosphate synthase 2, chloroplastic. Gene Ontology annotation, biological process: plastoquinone biosynthetic process; isoprenoid biosynthetic process. The record is from RefSeq and is a predicted model, not a curated record. Gene Ontology annotation, cellular component: chloroplast. Lineage: Eukaryota; Viridiplantae; Streptophyta; Magnoliopsida; Malpighiales; Euphorbiaceae. Gene Ontology annotation, molecular function: prenyltransferase activity.
UUGUCACAGCCGCUACUGCGAAGGAUUUGAUUUUGACCCGAGAGGCUGUUCGUUUGCCUCUUACAAAUUUGAUUUCUCAAAGUCUCGUGCAAACACAAACUUUCUUACUCUCCUUUGCCCGAAACAUCAUUGGCCUCAGCUCUCUCAAACUGAUAAGAAACACAAAGACAAAACAGUAGUAUGUGGCCUUCUAGGAUCCACUCAAUGCAAGACUCCCACAUGUGUUGUCUGUGUAAAGAGAACCUUCUAAACUGAGCGCCCAUACAUUUUAUUUGUUUUUUUUAUCCGUUUUUGUUGCUUUUUUCAACAAACCCAGUUGGUUAUUUUCAGUCUUUCCCUCUAUUUUCCUGGUUGUUAUUUGGCUUAUGGGAAAUUGAACGGUAUUUGUUAUCUGGGUAUUUGAUUUGAGGGUGAUAUUUCAUAUUUGGUUCUUCUUGAGAAAUGAUGUCAAUGACAUGCCGAAGUAUUGAUUUUGGAAGGACUCUGCUUGAUUUGGCGGCUUGUGGGUGUUCCUCCAAUGCUUCAAUAGACAGGUAUUCAGUAAGGAACUAUGCCAAGUUCGCUUCUACGACUUGCACUAGAAGGUUGCGCUGCUGCCGGCGAGAUAUUGCUCGGUGUAGAGUUUCUUCCACAAAGACCCCUGAGACUCUGCCUAAUGGAGUUGCUCAAGGUCCUGUAACACUUCUGGAUUUGAAGGAGUCAAAAGGCCCUAUUUCAUUGAAAAAUUUGUUUGAAGUGGUUGCUGACGAUCUCCAGACUCUUAACCACAACCUCCGGUCGAUUGUUGGUGCAGAAAAUCCAGUUUUAAUGUCUGCAGCUGAGCAGAUAUUUGGUGCUGGUGGGAAGAGGAUGCGUCCAGCUUUGGUAUUCCUAGUGUCAAGAGCCACUGCUGAAAUAGCGGGAUUAAAAGAACUUACAACAAAGCAUCGUCGCUUAGCAGAAAUCAUUGAGAUGAUCCAUACCGCAAGCUUAAUACAUGAUGAUGUAUUAGAUGAGAGUGACAUGCGAAGAGGAAAAGAAACUGUUCAUCAACUGUAUGGCACACGGGUAGCAGUACUGGCCGGGGACUUUAUGUUUGCUCAGUCCUCGUGGUACCUAGCAAAUCUAGAAAGCAUUGAAGUUAUUAAGCUCAUUAGUCAGGUUAUCAAGGAUUUUGCCAGUGGUGAAAUAAAGCAGGCAUCUAGUUUGUUUGACUGUGACGUUAAACUUGAGGAGUAUUUGAUCAAAAGCUAUUACAAAACGGCCUCCUUAAUUGCGGCUAGUACCAAAGGAGCAGCGAUUUUUAGUGGGGUGGACAGUAGUAUUAGUGAACAAAUGUAUGAAUAUGGUAAGAAUCUUGGACUAUCCUUCCAAGUUGUAGAUGAUGUACUGGAUUUUACACAGUCAGCAGAGCAGCUGGGGAAGCCGGCUGGCAGCGACCUAGCGAAAGGGAACCUGACUGCACCUGUAAUAUUUGCUCUGGAGAAAGAGCCAAAACUAAGAGAAAUAAUCGAGUCUGAAUUCUGCGAGACAGGUUCUCUUGACAAAGCUGUUGAGUUGGUUAAGCACCGUGGGGGAAUUGAAAGAGCUCAAGAAUUAGCAAACGAGAAAGCUUAUCUUGCAAUUCAGAGUCUUAAUUGUCUCCCUCGGGGUGCAUUUCGAUCAGCCCUUGAGGAAAUGGUGUUGUACAAUCUGGAACGGAUUGAUUAGUUAAAUCUAUCUUGUUCAACGAGUUACUAUUUGAUGGGAAACAAAUAAUCGGCAAGAAUUACUGUGGGCCGGUAAGCCUAAGCUUGAUUACAAACUGCAGUUACUUCACUUUUACAAAGUACAAACUGCAGGAGGAGAAAGCUACUGGAGACUGGUUUUAUAUGGGUUAAGUGUUAAAUGAUGAUUCAGCUCGUAAUAUUGUUUAUUGAACUACAAAGUUUCACUGCAAAUUGGCCCGAAGAUAAACAACACAUUUUUUAUAUGAUACAGAUUAUGAUCAUCAAUAAUGUCAAGCUGCAUAAUGUAUUUUAAUUGAUUUUGUCAUGGCACUGUUAUACACAUUUACUGGUGAAUGGAAAAUUUCCUUGAACCUCCAUGUUCUUUAA